This is a messenger RNA of Ilex paraguariensis (yerba mate), 1630 nucleotides long. NCBI's taxonomy places the organism in Eukaryota, Viridiplantae, Streptophyta, Magnoliopsida, Aquifoliales, Aquifoliaceae. The record is from the annotation of a GenBank genome assembly.
AAUUAUUUGAUAUAAGCUUCUUUUUGAUGCAUUUUCUUCUUUGCUGUACUUUGUGUUUGUUCGUGUUUUGAGAAAACUGAUUGCGUAUUUGGUGUUGUGUUACCGAUUUUAGGAGAAAUGAGACUUAUCAAGGGCAUUCUAUGGUCUGCUAAUGUUAGCCUGUCUCGCCGAUUUCAGCGACCUACGAUGGUCAGGACCUUUUCUACCAGUCCAUCUUCAGAUACUGUUGACAACCAAAGCACUAAUUCAUUUGAAUCUGCCGAUGCCUUUGAGCGACGGAUUUUUGGUGAUAUUAACGGGGAUGGUUCAAAUUCUAGUUCCUUUUAUCAGAAGCUUGAUAGGGUUGAAAAAGCGCAUGACAGAUCCGGUCUGGGUUCUAAAUUCAAUUUUGGAAAGAGAUCGGAGUUUAUGGAUGGUCUAGAUGAGAGCUUCAGUACAUUGUCAGAUGGGAUGGAUGGGAAGUUGAAAAAAGCAGCUACAUACUUUGAGUAUGAUGUUGAUGAGAUAGAUAAAGAUGACUAUGCUUUCAGACCGGAUAUAACUUUUAGGGGGGCGACGACCUACGACACUAAGGAUCUUGAUCUUACAAAGCCAGGUGUACGUAAACCUUUCAAAAGGCCUGAAUUUGAAGUAACAACUGAGGAAGUUCUGAGGAAAGCUGAUUUCAGGAAUGUGAGAUUUCUUGCCAACUUUUUAACAGAAGCUGGAAUCAUAAUUAAGAGGAGCAAGACCAAAAUUAGUGCCAAGGCCCAGAGGAAAGUUGCUAGGGAGAUCAAGACAGCCCGAGCUUUUGGUCUAAUGCCUUUCACCACCAUGGGAACAAAACAAUUUGUUUUUGGCAAAACUAUGGAGGAUCUUGAUGAGGAUUAUGAAUAUGACACCUUUGAUUCUCGAAAUUUUGUUGAUGCAGAGCCAAGUAGAGGCCGUGGUGCCUAGGGACUCGUGUCCUCUUUGGGAUUAAUUUUUGUUUCCAAGAUCUAUGGAAUUCGUGAAAAUCAUGCCGGCUUAACUGCGUGGUGGUCAGGUUUAUAGGACAGUGAUACUCCUGUCUUUUUGCAACUUCUAUCAUUCCACUUGCAUGUGCCCACAAAGAAUUUGAGGUUUUCCAUGGAAUGCCCGAGUGUUGCCCUGCCGGCUGGGGCUGACCAACCCUCCAUUCUGUCGCAGGUGUACCCUUACUGUGUAACCAAUGCAGUGACUAGGGAUGAUACCAUCAUUAAGGCUACUUUUUUUGUGUGCUAUCAGAUAUCUGAGUAUGGUGCCUAAUUUUAUUUAUCCGGCUCUUUGGAUCUUAGGAUGUUUUAGCCUUAAAUUAAAGGCUAGGUUCAAACGAGGAAACACCUGCUGUGUAUACCUAGGAACUCAAAGGCAAGGUAGGACAUGGUAAUUCGAAAGUAACAAGACGCGUUGGGGAAUUGAAAAUAGGUAGGUUGUUAAAAAAGUCAAACUGCUUUGUAGAUGGGAAAAGGAUCCUCUACGGGGAAGUAAAAAAUAAUGAAACAGGUUGCUAGGACAUGCCGCUGCUUAUGGGCCUAUGGCCUCCACUUCGUGAGAGAGAACACCAAAUAGAAUUUUUUUGGCGCAGUUUGGUGAUUUGAAUCUUUGUCUUUUUCCUUAAAUAUCUUGGUUG